UUUGAUUGUAAUUCAGACGUUUGAAGCACUUAGCUCUGGCUCUCGAAGUUCGAGCAACGUGCCAACGUCAGCGUCGCUGUUGUUUUAUCCGUGUUGCCAAAAUGCCUGACGUUGGAAAAGUCAGUGACACCCAAGAGAAAUUGCCCUGGGACCACAUUAGAAUUGGCAAUAAGUCUUACGAUGCCAACAAACUCAGUAGCUUCCAUCCCGGGGGACCACUUUUCAUUUCGGCAUUCGCCGGUCGGGAUGCCUCGCAAGCAUUUGUCUCGUAUCAUCGCAAACCAUUUCCCCAUCAGAAAGUGAAAUUUGCCUUGGAAAAGGAAGAUCAAACCAUCCCAUCACCCGACCCGCAUCUGAACGAUGAGUUUUUUGAACUUGUCAGACGGGUUGAGAAGGUCUUGCCCAGACAAAAGUCCUUUGCCACGUGGGGCUUUUAUCUGAAGGCAUUGAUCCUUUUAACCAUUUGCUUUGGGUCUGAAGCGUACAUGCAUUACACUGUCACAUAUAAAUGGUACUUGACAGGUCUAUUGGGGAUGAUGGAGGCCAUUAUGGCUUUGAACAUCACUCAUGACGCCCUCCACGGAUCACUGUCAGCCAACCCACGGGUCAAUCGAUUCUUCAGUCUGUUCCACCAUGUCUAUAGCGGAACCGUCACCACGUGGGUUCAUCAGCAUGUGGUCCAACAUCACGUUCACACGAACGAUAUCCAUCGGGACCCCGAUAUCUCGGGUCAAAGGGCCAUGCGGCUGAACCCAUUGCGGCCGUUGAAAAAGAUGCAUGCCUACCAGUACAUCUAUUUCUUUGCCUUGUUCUUUAUCUACGGUCUGACCAUCUUCAACUUCACCAUAUCGACCGUGGCCAAGGCGUUUUACUUCACCUCUUUCUCGCCCAUGCUUCAGAAGUAUCGCAUCUUUGACGCAAUCGGUUUGGCCAUCUUUCAUUUGCGAUGGACCAUCUUACCCGUGUAUCAAACCCAGAGCCUUUUAACGUUGUUCCACACUGUGCCACUAAUGAUUGGAUUUGGAACCUACAUGGCCACGUUCUUCCAUAUCAGUCACAACUUUGAAGGCGUGGAGCAAUUCGAAGAUUCCGGACCUAGAAAAUCAUGGCUCUAUCAUCAGGUUGCCAGUUCGUCGAACGUGGCUGGGACCAUUUUGUGCACAAUUAAUGGGGGUCUCAACUACCAAAUCGAGCAUCAUCUCUUUCCCAGGGUUUAUCACGGCCAUUAUCCAACAAUUGCGCCCAUUGUUCGACAAUUCUGUGAAGAGCGAUCCAUUCCCUACCGUCAUUUCCCAACUUUAUCGGAAAAUAUGCUUUCCACCGUGAAACACAUGUAUGACUUUGGCGUGAAUAAGGUCCCGGACGCGGCCAAGAACUUGAAAGGUCUUGGCUCUCAAAAGGCCAUGGGUGUCUCAUUAAGUGGUUGAAGGCUAAUAAGCUAUGAGUGAUGACUGAGGGUGCACAAUCAUUACUGAAACGUAACGUUGAAUGAUACAUGAAAUUUCAAACCAAGAUGUCUUUAUACAGUUACAAAUAAAGGGAAGGGUCUUUAAAGAGCAA
Tigriopus californicus is the source of this 1560-nucleotide messenger RNA. RefSeq lists its product as uncharacterized. NCBI's taxonomy places the organism in Eukaryota, Metazoa, Arthropoda, Copepoda, Harpacticoida, Harpacticidae. The transcript has 4 exons. The record is from RefSeq and is a predicted model, not a curated record. Gene Ontology annotation, biological process: lipid metabolic process. Gene Ontology annotation, cellular component: membrane. Bases 102 to 1427 code for a protein of 441 amino acids. Gene Ontology annotation, molecular function: oxidoreductase activity, acting on paired donors, with oxidation of a pair of donors resulting in the reduction of molecular oxygen to two molecules of water.